CCGUGAUGCCGAUUGGCUCCUCCCACGCUCCGUACGUCACCGUCAUUGCUGCGCGACGGGAGGAAGUUCGUUUGCUCUGUCGGCUUUCCCCGGUAAUAAUGGAAAGCUUCCGCGCUUUCCUCCGUCCCUGCGGGGCUGCGAUGGGAGAGCCGGGCGAAGGGUCGUUCCCGGGCCGGUCCGGACGGGGCUCCGGAUCCCACGAGGCGCUGGCCGUUGCCGCCGCUGCCCAGCCUCCCGACGCGGCCGCUGAGGAGACGGACGGGGAGGAGAACGGGGAUUCCAGGGAGGCUGCGGCCGAAGACGCUGAGCUCAAGGGCCAGGAAGCAUCAGAUUUAACAGGAACUGGAAGAGAGGAUUCAUCAUUACUUCCUCCUUCAGCCAAGAAGAUGAAGAUAGAAACUAAAGAAAGGAGAGAGAAAAUGCACAAAGUAGAUGAAGAUGAAAUUCAGAAGAUGCAAAUCCUGGUUUCUUCUUUUUCUGAAGAACAGCUAAAUCGUUAUGAAAUGUACCGUCGAUCAGCAUUCCCUAAAGCUGCUAUUAAACGGCUGAUCCAAUCUAUUACUGGCACCUCAGUAUCUCAGAAUGUCGUCAUUGCUAUGUCAGGCAUUUCUAAAGUAUUCGUUGGGGAAGUGGUAGAAGAAGGGGGAAGAGAGAAGAAGAGUGUGGGAAGGAAAGAACUGAUGAGGGCUGGGGCUGGAACUGUAAAGAUCUAAAAGCCUCAGGAAAUCAAUAGUACCAAGGAUCAAAUGCAAGAGUUCUACUCAUCUCUAUCGCACUUCUACCAGAUCAGAUUUUCAACUAAGCUCUGUGCUUACCAUUUUUGUUGUUUUUAGUUUCAAAUAAACUGUUAUAGAAGGAAGAGACAACAUUGGCAUUGCACCCUUGUUUACUACUAUUACAUUACCACAAUGAAUUUAGUUCCUUCUUAUAUCUAACAAA
Molecule: messenger RNA, 939 nt
Organism: Sarcophilus harrisii (Tasmanian devil)
Lineage: Eukaryota; Metazoa; Chordata; Mammalia; Dasyuromorphia; Dasyuridae
Gene: TAF11
Product: TATA-box binding protein associated factor 11
Exons: 5
Coding region: 6-713 (235 amino acids)
Biological process (GO): RNA polymerase II preinitiation complex assembly; transcription initiation at RNA polymerase II promoter
Cellular component (GO): nucleus; transcription factor TFIID complex
Molecular function (GO): protein heterodimerization activity; transcription coactivator activity
Source: RefSeq, a predicted model, not a curated record